Messenger RNA from Photinus pyralis (common eastern firefly), 3271 nucleotides. Its product is annotated as gastrulation defective protein 1 homolog. The transcript has 4 exons. Bases 1341 to 3215 code for a protein of 624 amino acids. Gene Ontology annotation, molecular function: protein binding. Gene Ontology annotation, cellular component: site of double-strand break; nucleus. The record is from RefSeq and is a predicted model, not a curated record. Lineage: Eukaryota; Metazoa; Arthropoda; Insecta; Coleoptera; Lampyridae. Gene Ontology annotation, biological process: regulation of DNA double-strand break processing.
UUCUCCUGAUACAAGAUUUUUGAGCUAACCUAACUAGCACUCUAACCUAACCUCACUAAUAACUAAACCCUGAAUCACCCACUUUCCUAGACUCCUCAAGGCUGCCAUCUGGGUAGGAACCUGACGACCUGAUGGCGGUUAAACGGCGCUUGGAGGUGCACAAUUCCUGGGCAAAAGUAGGCAGCUAGCAGGAAGAAUGGGGUCGUAUGAGGUCCAGGACAAGUAGAUAGAUUCCCGACGUCCAGAAAUGGCACCAGAGAAAGCACGGAGAGGUACUCUACCAUCUAACACAAUUCUUAACAGGACACUGGGAGAACGCAGAGUACCUACUCACUCUCAGAGUCACUGGUGAGUCAUUCUCUUGAGCGGCCUGUCGGUUCUGCGCGCUUGCUGGCUGGCUAGUCCAGAAAUAGAUGGCUCUGGCUGUGAUUUCUCUCCGUGUUACGCCUCGAAUCUCGCCAGGAAAUUGUUAUAGAGCCUCUCGGAGGUGUAGCGCACCUCACCGCAUGCGCAUUAGCCAAUCCAUGCCUGUUAUGCCGACUCAAGUUCAUAACGCUACUUUGUUACGGUAAUAUUCCUUCAUAUUCGUAUGCUGGGGGGUAUUCCAUAUCACCCAGAUCCUCCGGUACUAAGUUCUAACAUGGUCUUUGUGUAGUUUUUGGGAGCAAACGUAUUACUGGGGGGGAAUGGAGUACCUCCAGUAGGUAUACGAAGGUGUGAUUACCUUCUUCCAAAGACUAUUGUGAGAAUGCUAAGGAUAAAUAAAUAAACAUCUGCGCUACGCCAUCCACCCGCGCCUGGCUUGCUACUCCUGCAUUUCCCCUAGCAUGUCCAGCCUGGUGACCCAUCGAUUGAUGGACGCCUCCUCGCCAUCGGGAUCAAAGAACUCCAUUAGGUGGCAACGGCGCACUGUAGGAAGGUAUUCUACUACCCCCUCCUCGUCAUCUCCGCCGCCAAAGGCUCGUUACUAUCCUACUUUGGAGAAGGCGUCAGGCACUCGUCCAUUUCCAUUGUCAUGAUAUCAUCAUCAGACAUUUUAGAAACUUCAUAAAAAGAAAAUCUUCACGUCCUUUAGUUUCCACUGGUGGUUUCGCCUUCGCCUACGCCUUUUUUUUACGGACAAAAUAAUUUUGUCUGUAAAUUUAAUGGAAAUGACAAAUCUUGUAAAAAAUGAGGCCUUUUAACACUUACGCCGGCCCUGUAGAAAGCUUUUACCUAAUGGGAUUUUUUUGAUUCAAUGCAAUGGGAAAAAAUUCCCAUUGGUUAAAAGUAAACAAAUAACCUCAAUGUUUUCAAUCAAUAGGGCUCCCUUUUGAAGUCCUUUUUUUUAAUAAUGCAAAAUGAGCGUAGGGAAAAAAAUUAGCUUUGGCAAAAUAAGCACGAACUUCGGACAGAAUGCGACCGUCGUCGAGGCGACCGGCGGCUUCGGCACGUUCGGGCCGACCCCCACGAAACCGAUACAAAUCGAAAAUCUCGAAGAUGACAACUACGAGCACCAGCAAAUGAAGGAGGUGAUGGGAAUCGCGAAUUUCGGCAAGAAGGCCAAGUCCUUCGAUAUAAAGGAGAUGAUGGCCCAGGUGACGAAGACGGCGAAGGAAAUCACGAGGCCGGCGGAGGCGGCGAACAGUUCGGAUAGCAGCGACGAGGAGGACGACGACGAUCUCAUCGGCCCGCCCGUGCCGAAGUCAUUCGAGUUCGGGCGAGGAUCUACGGCCGCAAGCGCGCCGGAUUCGGAUAGCGAGACCGAGACGGGCGAGAUGCCACACUUUAUUCCGUGCGAACGCGAGACUAUCAUGACUCACGGUAACAAGGCGAUUACCGCGUUGUCUACCGAUCCGAGUGGAGCACGUUUGGCUUCUGGGUCGGUUGACUACGACGUUAGCUUCUGGGAUUUUGCCGGAAUGGAUUCGUCGAUGCGAAGUUUUCGAACGCUGCAGCCGUGCGAUAAUCAUCCGAUUCGCUACCUUCAGUACUCCUCGACCGGCGACCUCCUCUUGGUGGUAUCGGGCGCCGCACAGGCCAAGGUUUUAGAUCGUGACGGCUUCGAGCAGCUCGAAACGGUCAAGGGCGACAUGUACAUCACCGACCAGGCGCAAACGAAGGGCCACACGGCCGGACUUCUAGUCGGCGCGUGGAACCCGAUGGUGCGCGAGGAUUUCGUCACGACGUCGUCCGACGGAACCGCGCGCAUCUGGAACAUCAACAACUCGAAGAACCACGCGCACAUAAUCAAAUUUCGCGCGCAGAACGGCCUCAAGACUUCGGCGACGGCCUGCACGUACAGCCGAGACGGACACACCUUGGCGUGCGGCUGCUCGGACGGUUCGAUUCAGCUCUGGGACUUGAGGAAGAGCGUCGUCGCGCCGGUGGCCUUAAACCGAAAGGCUCACAGCCCGACCGAUGUGACCGCCGUCAAUUACUCGCACAUCGGACAGCACUUGGUCAGCCGUAGCUGCGACGAAACCUUGAAACUGUGGGACAUUCGCAAGUUGAAAGAAAACGUGAAGGUCGCCAGUGGUCUCUACGCGCGCUACGACACCACCGACGCCAUCUUCAGCCCUAACGACAAACUAGUAGUCACGGCGACCUCUGUCGCGAAUGACAAAGAGUUCGGUCAACUCCUUUUCUACGACUCGACCUCAUUCGACCUGGUCCGUUCGCUUAACGUCGCCGGCACGCACGUCAUCAAAAUCCUCUGGCACACGAAGCUCAACCAAAUCUUCACCGGUAUCGGCAACGGCCUGAUCAAGUGCUACUACGACGAGAAACGGAGCAUGCGCGGGGUCACCCUGUGCACGGCUAAGCUGCACCGUCGCGUCAAGCACGCGGAAAUCGUCAGCACGCAGCAGGUGAUCACGCCGCACGCGCUUCCGCUCUUCCGACAGGAACGACGCAAAACCAGCCGCAAGCAGAUGGAAAAGGACCGUCUGGAUCCGGUCAAAUCGCACAGACCCGACCUGCCGAUUACGUCCGGCCAGGGCGGUCGUCUGGCGUCGAGCGGCGGAACGCUCAGCAGUUACGUCAUACGAAAUUUGGGCCUGAGCAAGAGGGUGGACGACGAUCAGGAUCCGCGCGAGGCCAUUUUGAAGUACGCGAAGGAGGCGGCCGAGAAUCCCUACUGGAUCGCGCCGGCGUACGCGAAGACGCAACCGACCACCAUAUUGGAGGGGACGUCUGAAGAGGAGCCAGCAAGCAAAAAAUCAAAACCAGGCUAAUCUUUUUAUCUGUAUUUGUCAAUUGUUUUUAAAUGUAAAUAAAUUCUAUCUCACUA